AUGUGCUUCAACAGAGCAGAGUCUCUGGUUAACAACUCCUUUGGAACAUGUCAACAGAGGAGGAUCUUUCCUCAUUUCCAUCCCCCAAACUCUUUGGGGAACAGGUUUCUCCCUCUUAGGGGAGCGCCCCACAGAGGGCCUGGAUGUUACAUGGCAGAAGAUACAUAUGGCUUGGCAUACAACCUCUCUAAGAUCCCGACCAGUAAAAAAGGAUAUACUCUUGGAGCCAGAACAGCCGUGAGGUUUAAGCCAAUCAACAAGGAUAUGACGCCUCACCCAGGCAGGUACCAGACAGUAAAUCCUCGGGAGCAGAAACACAAACAAAAUUUUGCUCCAUUUAAUGCCUUGUUGCCUCGCUUUAGGACAUACUCAAAGGACACUUAUGAUCCUGGCCCUGGCACAUACAACCUACAGAUAAAGCCACCCAAAAAAAUCACCUGGCCGAUGAAAUUUGGAUCUCCAGACUGGGCUCAGAUUCCAUGUCUACAGAAAAGAACCCUAAAAACUGAGCUGUCCACAGACAAAGACUUUAGAAAGCAUCGGAACCGUGUGGCCUACCUGAGCCUGUUUUACAAUUGAGAAGCUGUGACUGCCUUCACGUGCUCCUCCUGACCACAGCACCUCCAGGAUUGAGGGCAGAGCUGCUCGUCUCCCUCCGCGUUGCUGUGGCUCCCUUAUCUGCCAGCCUGGGGCCCCGGGAGGGAUAAGAGUCUCAUAACUACUAGAUGAGAACAUAAAGACUAGUUCAGAGUGUUCCGUCUCCAGGUGCUGGUUUGUUGUGUACGUUCGUAGAUGGGUCUGGGGGUUCCUCUUGAGUGUUCUAUGAGGUGGCUCUAUUUUACUGAAAUACUCGUGGGUCCCUGCCCUCUAGCUCUCAUUCCCAGGCACCAGCUUUUUAUAUUCUACCACUAACCCUGGUAAUAGGAGGCUAUACCCUAUACAUAUAAAGGAUUUGGAUGGCAUUUGGCUUGCUUGGGCUUCCUAUGUACAG
This is a messenger RNA of Ceratotherium simum simum (southern white rhinoceros), 991 nucleotides long. It is a transcript of the gene CIMAP3, whose product is annotated as ciliary microtubule associated protein 3. Gene Ontology annotation, molecular function: cytoskeletal protein binding. Lineage: Eukaryota; Metazoa; Chordata; Mammalia; Perissodactyla; Rhinocerotidae. The record is from RefSeq and is a predicted model, not a curated record. Gene Ontology annotation, biological process: regulation of cell projection organization.